Messenger RNA from Pectinophora gossypiella (pink bollworm), 1488 nucleotides. Its product is annotated as acyl-CoA Delta(11) desaturase-like. Gene Ontology annotation, biological process: unsaturated fatty acid biosynthetic process. The record is from RefSeq and is a predicted model, not a curated record. Gene Ontology annotation, molecular function: stearoyl-CoA 9-desaturase activity; iron ion binding. The transcript has 4 exons. Gene Ontology annotation, cellular component: endoplasmic reticulum membrane. Bases 8 to 1003 code for a protein of 331 amino acids. Lineage: Eukaryota; Metazoa; Arthropoda; Insecta; Lepidoptera; Gelechiidae.
GACCAAUAUGGCCCCUUACUUAAAGGAGGGUAACGCAAUUUUAGAAAAAUACGAAACCCUAAAAGCGCCUCAGGCGGGACCAAGAAAAUAUCAAAUAAUUUAUCGGAAUUUAAUUACGUUUGGAUAUGGACACGUCGCGGCAUUGUAUGGACUAUACCUGUGCUUCACCUCGGCUAAAUGGGCUACUAUUCUUCUUGGAUACAUGUUGUUCAUCGUAAGUGAACUCGGCAUCACAGCGGGCGCUCACAGACUGUGGGCACACAAGACUUACAAAGCCAAGCUGCCUCUGGAAAUUCUCCUAAUGGUGUUCAACUCAAUUGCCUUUCAAAACACUGCCGUCACCUGGGUGAAGGACCACCGCGCUCACCACAAGUACAGCGACACCGAUGCAGACCCUCACAACGCCACGAGAGGACUCUUCUACUCACACAUCGGGUGGCUACUAGUCAAGAAACACCCCGAAGUCAUUAAACGCGGAAAACAAAUCGAUUACAGCGAUAUAUGUAACAAUCCUGUACUGAGGUUCCAGAAAAAGUAUGCGGUCCCGUUCAUCGGGACCAUGUGCUUCGUGCUUCCGACUGUGGUACCAAUGUACUUUUGGGGGGAGAGCCUGAGGAACGCGUGGCAUGUCAACCUGCUUCGGUACGCGCUCAGCCUCCAUGCCACGUUCCUAGUUAACAGCGCCGCGCACUACUGGGGCACCAAACCUUACGAUAAGAACCUAGUUGCGUCACAAAACGUGUCCGUCUCUCUGUUGACGAGCGGCGAAGGAUACCACAACUACCACCAUGCGUUCCCAUGGGACUACCGCGCCGCCGAAUUAGGCAACAACUUCGUCAACUUGACGACGAAGUUUAUAGAUUUCUUCGCCUGGAUUGGCUGGGCUUACGACCUUAAGACGGUCCCUAAGGACUUGGUUAUAAGCCGCAUGAAAAGAACCGGCGACGGUACCUCCCUAUGGGGUUGGGGUGAGAAAUAUGACGGAAAACGAAUGAAACGCUAACUCUGACGUAUUACACGAAAAGUUUUAAGUUAAAUGUCAGCUACUAAAAUACAAUAUAGCCGUUUAACAUAGGUAACAAAACAUUAAAAGAAAUGAACUGAUUUUGUUGUUCAACACCAUUAAUGUAAAUAUUCCUAAUGUAGCUACUUAUCUACUUAAUAGAUAUAUAUUUUACUACAUACCUACAUAGUAGUAUUCAUGAAAAAUAUCACAGGAAAAAUAAUCACAUCCAAGUAUUAGAAAGUAGGUAAGUACUUAAGUACUUUCCUGCAUAUUUCCCUCAGAAGAUAAGAUUUACUAAUGGGUUUUUACUAACCUUAUAAAACCACAUGUUAAAAUGGAAUUAAGUAUAAGCCUAAUUUCAUAAAACAAACAAACAUGCAUUAUGUGUAUGAAUUGGCAUUUAAUUGAUGUACAAUAAAUUUUGAAUUAAGUUUAUAUUGUAAUGGGUUUAAUAAAGUGCUGCAAAUAAUCAAAAUCAUAUA